AUGCCACGGAAGAUUGAACCGCAUGAGAUAAAUCAAGUGCUUCGCAAUUCCAGUGUCCCCAACCUUUCGACUUCCAUUGAUCAUUCUCAAUCUUCUCAACCUCAGGGUAUUUCUUCAAACCCGGUCGAUGUUAGUCCACAGCAGCUUAUGAGUUACAACGAUUGGCGAUUUGGCACACAGAACCAGUUCCAAGACAUGCACACUUUUCAUCCAUCAUAUAUGUUCAACCAUCCCGAAGUUACAAACGAAUAUAAUUUACUUAACGAUUUCCUGAGUACGAGUUUACUUGACGACGCCUCCAUGUAUCCAGGGGAAGAAAUGUCCGGCCUCUAUAGGGAUUCGUCAUUACUUAAUUCCAUGUCAACCAAUCUCAUACCGCACAAUAAUCAGCCGUUUCUUCAACAACAGCAGCAGCAGCAAGCCAUGCUACCUCCAUCAAUACUGUCUGCUCAAUCCCAAACUGCAAACGUGGGGAACUCGAUUCAACGUCCAAGCAGCAAUGUUGGAAAUGAAAAGGCCAAGGAAACUUAUUACAUGACAGCGGCAGAUCCGUCGGGAACCGAUCCACCGGAAGAGAGGAUGAACAAACUUUUAAAAGCCAAGUAUGAUGCGGGCUUGCUGAAGCCAUUCAACUACGUCGGUGGUUACGCGCGGUUAAAUUCGUACAUGGAGAAACAUCUAGAGCCUGCAUCGCGACAAAAGAUCCUUCGCCAACUAGACAAAUUUCGGCCCAAGUUCCGGGAACGGAUGCAAUCACUUACAGAUAUGGAGCUUUUGGUGGUUGAGAUGUGGUUCGAAAGGAGCUUGAUGGAGUACGAUCGUGUCUUCGCGAGCAUGGCGAUACCAGCGUGUUGUUGGAGGAGAACAGGCCAGAUUUUUCGAGGCAAUAAGGAGAUGGCGCAGCUUAUCGACGUUCCCAUUGAGUCUCUGCGAGACGGCAAAUUGGCAAUCCAUGAAAUAAUUGUGGAAGACCAGCUAGUCAGCUACUGGGAGAAAUUUGGAGCGAUUGCAUUCGACAGCACUCAAAAGGCAAUGCUUACGAGCUGUACGCUGAAAAGCCCCAAUUCGAAUAGUCGAGCUGAAGGCAUCAAAUGUUGUUUUUCAUUUACCAUCCGCCGUGAUACUCACAACAUGAUACAAGCCCUUCUCUUAUCGUUGGAAACUUCCUCCCGAUGA
Histoplasma mississippiense is the source of this 1176-nucleotide messenger RNA. RefSeq lists its product as hypothetical. Gene Ontology annotation, molecular function: RNA polymerase II transcription regulatory region sequence-specific DNA binding. The record is from RefSeq and is a predicted model, not a curated record. NCBI's taxonomy places the organism in Eukaryota, Fungi, Ascomycota, Eurotiomycetes, Onygenales, Ajellomycetaceae. Gene Ontology annotation, cellular component: nucleus. The transcript has 4 exons. The coding region runs from base 1 to 1176 and encodes 391 amino acids.